UUACAUAUUUUAAGUGUCUACGUUAAUUACAUUCGUUAUUAUUUCGAUCCCUUGUUUAACAGCAUCUCUAAUUGGCGGGAAACGAACCAGACCGGCAGCACAGGUCGCUCUCUUUCCUUUCGAGCUGUCAAAGCGCCGAAGACGUGUGUGCGUGUUAUAUUCAGCUGCAUUUGUUUAAAAAAGUGGAAUAACAUUUAACAAAACCAUGACUUCGCAUCCGGUUUUCAUAGACCUGUCCCUGGACGAGCAGGUUCAAGAGCUGCGCAAGUAUUUCAAGAAGCUGGGAGCCGAAAUCUCAUCGGAGAAAUCCAAUAAAGGUGUGGAGGAUGAUUUGCACAAGAUUAUCGGCGUUUGCGACGUUUGCUUUAAGGAUGGUGAGCCCUCGCAGAUUGACGGCAUUCUGAACAGCAUUGUAUCCAUCAUGAUCACGAUACCCCUGGAUCGCGGUGAGAACAUUGUGCUGGCCUACUGCGAGAAGAUGACCAAGGCUCCCAAUCUUCCCCUGGGCAAGGUGUGCCUCCAGUCGUUGUGGCGUCUGUUCAACAACCUGGACACCGCUUCUCCCUUGCGCUACCAUGUGUACUACCACCUGGUUCAGGUGGCCAAGCAGUGCGAACAGGUGCUGGAGGUCUUCACAGGAGUGGAUCAGCUGAAGUCCCAGUUUGCCAACUGCCCACCUUCGUCGGAACAGAUGCAGAAGCUGUACCGCCUUCUGCACGACGUGACCAAGGACACCAACCUAGAGCUGUCUUCCAAGGUUAUGAUCGAGCUGCUGGGCACCUACACGGCGGACAAUGCUUGUGUUGCCCGUGAGGAUGCCAUGAAGUGCAUUGUGACUGCCUUGGCCGAUCCCAAUACAUUCCUGCUGGAUCCUCUGCUGGCGCUGAAGCCUGUGCGCUUUUUGGAGGGCGACCUCAUCCACGACCUGCUGUCCAUCUUCGUGUCGGAGAAGCUGCCGGCGUACGUGCAGUUCUAUGAGGAUCACAGGGAGUUCGUCAACUCCCAGGGAUUAAACCAUGAGCAGAACAUGAAGAAGAUGCGUCUGCUGACCUUCAUGCAGCUGGCCGAAAGCAGCCCGGAGAUGACAUUCGAAACGCUGACCAAGGAGCUGCAGAUCAACGAAGACGAGGUUGAGCCCUUCGUUAUCGAGGUGCUGAAAACAAAGCUGGUACGCGCACGUCUGGAUCAGGCCAACCACAAGGUCCACAUUACAUCCACAAUGCACCGAACCUUCGGAGCACCACAGUGGGAGCAGCUCCGCGAUCUGCUGCAGGCAUGGAAGGAGAACCUCAGCACAGUGCGCGAGGGCCUAACGAGCGUCUCCUCGGCGCAAGUGGACUUGGCUCGCUCCCAGAAGCUGAUACACUAGGCGAACUACUUCCGAAAACUGCACUGAUGAUGAACAAAUGCUGGCCUCGGGGCAAUGGAGUUACGACCUAAAUUAUUUUCAAGAAUGAGAGGGCUGGAUAACUUGAAUAAAUUUAUAAGUAAAAUCGGUA
Messenger RNA from Drosophila santomea, 1499 nucleotides. It is a transcript of the gene eIF3m, whose product is annotated as eukaryotic translation initiation factor 3 subunit M. The coding region runs from base 206 to 1369 and encodes 387 amino acids. Gene Ontology annotation, biological process: cytoplasmic translational initiation. Gene Ontology annotation, molecular function: translation initiation factor activity. NCBI's taxonomy places the organism in Eukaryota, Metazoa, Arthropoda, Insecta, Diptera, Drosophilidae. The transcript has 3 exons. The record is from RefSeq and is a predicted model, not a curated record. Gene Ontology annotation, cellular component: eukaryotic translation initiation factor 3 complex; cytoplasm.